CGGAGCAAAGCCGAGCUAAUCUGCCUGGAGAGCGCGGCUGCCAGACGGGUCGGGUCUAUGGUGGCUCCGAGGGCCCCUUUGCCGGCUGGUGCUCGUUUUUCAGGGCAAGCUGUGUCCCAUGGCCGGAAACUUUUGGCAGAGCUCCCACUAUUUGCAGUGGAUUUUGGAUAAACAAGAUCUGUUAAAAGAGCGCCAAAAGGACUUAAAGUUUCUCUCAGAAGAAGAGUAUUGGAAAUUGCAAAUAUUUUUUACAAACAUUAUCCAGGCAUUGGGUGAACACCUUAAAUUAAGACAACAAGUUAUUGCUACAGCUACUGUCUAUUUCAAGAGAUUCUAUGCCAGGUAUUCCCUGAAAGGUAUAGAUCCUGUAUUAAUGGCUCCUACAUGUGUGUUUUUGGCAUCCAAAGUAGAGGAAUUUGGAGUAGUCUCAAAUACAAGAUUAAUCACUGCUGCUACUUCUGUAUUAAAAACUAGAUUUUCAUAUGCCUUCCCAAAGGAAUUUCCUUAUAGAAUGAAUCAUAUACUAGAAUGUGAAUUCUACCUUUUAGAACUAAUGGAUUGUUGCUUGAUAGUGUAUCAUCCUUAUAGACCUUUGCUCCAGUAUGUGCAGGACAUGGGCCAAGAAGACAUGUUGCUUCCCCUUGCAUGGAGGAUAGUGAGUGAUGCCUACACGACGGAUCUCUGCCUACUAUAUCCUCCUUUCAUGAUAGCUUUAGCUUGCCUGCAUGUGGCUUGUGUUAUACAGCAGAAGGAUGCCAGACAGUGGUUUGCCGAGCUUUCUGUGGAUAUGGAGAAGAUUUUGGAAAUAAUCAGGGUUAUAUUAAAACUAUAUGAGCUGUGGAAGAAUUUUGAUGAGAGAAAAGAGAUGGCAACUAUUCUUAGUAAAAUGCCAAAACCAAAACCACCUCCAAACAGUGAAGGAGAGCAGGGUCCAAAUGGAAAUCAGAACUCUAGCUACAGCCAAUCUUAAAACAUUGUGAAGAAUUCCAUAGUGGAGCACUUGGAAAUAAGCCCUGGACAGAUUUCAGUAAUGUCUGCAGUGGAACACACAUGAAAGUGAAUAGCUUGUUUCCAUCAAGCAUAUUGGGAAAUGAUUGCAUUAAGACAGGAAACAUGAAACAUAAUUUGUUUAUAAAUUUGCUUUCUCUUUGGACAUUAAGGGACCAUAAAAAUGCACAAAAAGUCAUCAUAUGAUUGUGCCUCCCCCUGAUGUAAAUUAAACUUUAAAAGUGUA
This is a messenger RNA of Jaculus jaculus (lesser Egyptian jerboa), 1234 nucleotides long. Its product is annotated as cyclin-C-like. Gene Ontology annotation, cellular component: nucleus; mediator complex. The coding region runs from base 119 to 970 and encodes 283 amino acids. The transcript has a single exon. Gene Ontology annotation, molecular function: cyclin-dependent protein serine/threonine kinase regulator activity. Gene Ontology annotation, biological process: positive regulation of transcription by RNA polymerase II. NCBI's taxonomy places the organism in Eukaryota, Metazoa, Chordata, Mammalia, Rodentia, Dipodidae. The record is from RefSeq and is a predicted model, not a curated record.